Messenger RNA from Rangifer tarandus platyrhynchus (Svalbard reindeer), 783 nucleotides. The record is from the annotation of a GenBank genome assembly. Lineage: Eukaryota; Metazoa; Chordata; Mammalia; Artiodactyla; Cervidae.
AUGCACCCUUGGGUAGCCAUCCUGGGCCUCCUACUCCUUCUGACAGAUGGUGUAACCUCUUACCAUCGAGUGACUGGAGUAGCGGGUCAGUCUGUCAGGCUACCCUGCUCAUAUACUGGAGAAAUCACAACUGCAUGCUGGGGCCGAGGGGCAUGUUCUUUGCUGAGCUGCGGAAGUAACAUUAUCUGGACUGAUGGAUACAAAGUCAUUGUUCAGAAGGACAGACGUUAUCAGCUUAAAGGAAAUAUUGGUGAAAGGGAUUUGUCUUUGAAAAUAGAGAAUACUGUCCCAUCUGACAGUGGCUUGUAUUGCUGCCGUAUUGAGAAAAGAGGAUGGUUCAAUGAUAUAAAAAUCAUUCAAGAGUUGAGUAUAAGGCCAGUACCUUCUUUAUCUUCCCCAACACAGGCUACAGAAACCAAGCCUACCACCCCAUAUGAAACAAAUAAAACUUGCUCACCAUCGUACUCUUGCUCAACAGAUGGGAAUGACACUGUGACAGAGUCUCCAGAUCCCCUUUGGCGUUGCUAUCAAGUUGGGCUGGUACAAGGUCCUUGGAUGAGCACCAACCAGGGAGUCUCCUUUGGAAUCUCUGUUGCUCUCUUGGUAGUAUUGCUCAUGUUUGUGGUAUUCUGGAUUAAGAAAAAAUAUCUUUGCCUGGAUAACAAGGUGGAGCUACUACGUGUGAUUCCUUUGAAGGAGUCUCAUAUUGGAGCUUUGAAACAUGCAGCUCUGAAGCCUAUCCAAGGAGAAGAUAAUGCCUACAUUAUUGAUGACUCUCACUAA